AAAAAGAAGUCGUAAAGCUACUGUGUCAUAAAAACCAAUAUUUGAGAAAAAGAUUCAAAUUUGAAUAGAAGUUAGAAAACAACAAAAUAACUAAAGGACUGUAAUCGAACGUAAUAAUGAAAGAUUGAUGCGCAAUCGACUAAUUUAAUCAAACGCCAUCUCGCGCUAUGUAAAAGUAUCUAUUAAAAUCAGUAGUUUUCCAGUUCAGUUUCGGCAUUCGCAUAAAACGUAAUCAAGUACACCAAGAAUUGUGACGGAUUACGAUUCAUCACGAUAGUCAGAAAUAGGCAAGAGGAGCAAAGAGGACACGCAAAAGAUGGCGGAAGCCGUUGUAGACGGGGCAAUGUCCCGAUUUUUUUGUCACAAAUGCAGUAUCGAAAUUGAACGUUUAUUACCUGAUUACACAUGUCCAAGAUGUUCGAGUGGUUUCAUAGAAGAAUUGGAAAGUGAUAGUAGUGACAGUGGCUCUAGAAUGCAUAUUAGUAAUGACAUAGAUGAUCUUUUAGAACGUUAUGCAGAUGUUCCUUUGGGAGGGGAAUAUGAAAUGGAGUUUUCCAAUCAGUCUGAAACACCAGUUAGUUCUAAUAGAAAUAAUGGUCCUGCUGGUAGAAGACGAGUUCAUUGGUCGCGUAAUGCUCAAGACACACGUCGUUCUAAUAGUCGUGGCAGACAAGAAGUACCUGUGUCUGUAGAGAAUUUCAUACAAGAUUUUAUACUUAAUCUCUCGGAAGGAGUAGCACAAGCUGCACAACUACCUGUAUUCAAUAUUAGACUGUUCUUGGGAAAUCCUGGAGAUUAUGUCUGGGGUCAAGAUGGCUUAGAUGCGAUUGUAACACAAUUAUUAAAUCAAAUUGAUGGGACUGGACCACCACCCUUACCACGAAAACAGAUUGAUGAAAUACCGACCGUAACUGUCAGUCAGUGUCAUGUGGAUAGUAAGCUUCAAUGUUCUGUUUGUUGGGAGGACUUUAAACUUUCUGAACCAGUUAAGCAACUUCCUUGUUUACAUGUAUAUCACGCACCAUGUAUUGUACCAUGGUUAGAAUUGCAUGGUACUUGCCCUAUUUGUAGACAGCACCUGGGUAAUCAAAAUUCAGCAGAAGUACAUCAGGAUACUGUAGGACGUAGCUUAGUCGCUCUCUUCAGGGCAACCAAUGAAUCAAACAAUUCUAGAACGCCAUCAACAUCAUCCUCGAGUGGUGAUAACUCCAGUAGUAACUCAUCGAGUGAGAUUUGAGAUUGAUUAUCCUGUCUUACUAUUUUCUUUACCCAGCCGAAAACACAAAUAUACACACACAACACGCGUCUAUUUUUCACUUUUUUCAAAUUUGUUUUCCGGCACUAGAGCGAUGCUCAUAUAUAUUUCAUCAAUAUUGUAUCUCGACAUUAAUAUAAAUUUCAAGCUUUAUACUUCAAUGAACGAUGUAAUGAAUCAUGAAAAAAAAUAAUGCAGUAUCAAAUUACAACUUGCAUGUGUUGCUUUGCAUGAAUUAUAACGAGAUAUGAACAUUAAAAAUCUAAGAAGGACGUGCGUAUUUAUAGUUAAACUAAUCCUUGUUGCUAUAUAUAUGUAUAUAUUUAUUUACGCGCGGUUGCAUAUACACAAUUUCAUAGCUUGAAAGAACACAGAUCAUGGAGUUUCCUAAACAGACUUAUCUGAAAUUUAAAAAGAAUGUAUGUUUCUUUAUAAAAAUUUAAAUUUGAAUGUUUAAUAAAUUUAACAUGAUACAAUAAUGUUUACAGAAAGAAAAAAAGGAAAAAAUACUGUAAUAUAAUCUAAGUGUAGGAAGUGUUAUAUAUAAAAAUAAUGGAACAAAUAUUAGUGACUUCAAUUGUGUACAGUUUAAUUAAAAAUUUAUGUAUCAAAUUCUUUCUAGUAUACUUUCUUUUUAAUUUACGUAAUUUUGAUUUUUGAUGCAAUUUAAUUAUAAUAUUUAUAUGAAUUUAAAAAGUGUUAAAAAAUUUGAUAUCUAUAUUCUUAUUUAUAUUUUUUUCUUAAAACGAUAUGUCUAUACUAGUAUUGUUUUAUAAUUUGUUAUUAAUAUAUUAUAUUUUGUUUUGAUUAUUAACAAAUUCUAUUCAAUUAAUAUUGAUUUAUGAAGUGCACCAAAAAUCAGUUAUGUAACAAUGUAAUAGAAAUUACGAAAAAUGAAAAAUGGACCAUAAUAUUUGUAUAUCUGUUUGAAAUUGUAUUUUAUUUUUGUUAAAAUAUGGGUAUGUACUGUUCUGUGUUAUUUAUGUCCUUAUUAUAUAAUUAAAUAUAAAUAUCAGCUUAUAUUAUAUUAGCUUAAUAUAUAAAUUGCUCAUUUAUUAUUGAAUUGAUAUAGGUUUGGUACAGAUGCAAAUUUGAUUGUUCGUAAUUUACAGCUGGUAAUCAGCUGAAAUAUCAGAGACAUAU
Frieseomelitta varia is the source of this 2398-nucleotide messenger RNA. RefSeq names its product E3 ubiquitin-protein ligase RNF126 (gene Iru). Gene Ontology annotation, molecular function: ubiquitin protein ligase activity. The transcript has 8 exons. NCBI's taxonomy places the organism in Eukaryota, Metazoa, Arthropoda, Insecta, Hymenoptera, Apidae. The coding region runs from base 317 to 1237 and encodes 306 amino acids. Gene Ontology annotation, biological process: protein ubiquitination; positive regulation of DNA-templated transcription; ubiquitin-dependent protein catabolic process. Gene Ontology annotation, cellular component: cytoplasm; nucleoplasm. The record is from RefSeq and is a predicted model, not a curated record.